AUGAGUGACACGUGUGCCCUUAAGGAUAAGGAAAGGGAAGUAAUGGUGGGUUUCAUUGAUAUAUACAGGAAGCAUGUGGCUUUGUGGAAGGUGAAAUCAAAAGAAUACUCAAACAGGAAUUUAAGAAAUAAGGGUAUAGAUGAACUGCAUGGAAAGCUACAAGAACUUGACCCACAUUGUACGCGGGAUGAUGUGAUGAAAAAAAUAAAUUCUCUCCGUAGUUCGUUUAGAAGAGAACUUCGAAAGCAUGAGAGCUCUAAAAAGUCUGGAAGUGCAACUGAUAACAUCUACACGCCCACUCUCUGGUAUUUUGAAGACAUGAUGUUCAUAUGUGAUCAAGAGAUGCCACGAGAGAGUACAUCAAAUAUGGAAUGUGUUAAUGAAGAGGUGAGUUGCAAGGAUUUGCCCAAAACUGGAUAA
Molecule: messenger RNA, 420 nt
Organism: Penaeus vannamei (Pacific white shrimp)
Lineage: Eukaryota; Metazoa; Arthropoda; Malacostraca; Decapoda; Penaeidae
Source: RefSeq, a predicted model, not a curated record